Messenger RNA from Andrographis paniculata, 1838 nucleotides. RefSeq names its product ADP-ribosylation factor GTPase-activating protein AGD7-like. Gene Ontology annotation, molecular function: GTPase activator activity. The record is from RefSeq and is a predicted model, not a curated record. Bases 226 to 1650 code for a protein of 474 amino acids. The transcript is spliced from 3 exons. Gene Ontology annotation, biological process: vesicle-mediated transport. NCBI's taxonomy places the organism in Eukaryota, Viridiplantae, Streptophyta, Magnoliopsida, Lamiales, Acanthaceae.
ACAGUACAUUUCGUCAAUCGUACACCUCAAAUUCUGAGGGUGUCGGCCAUUUGAUCUCCCUCCUCGCGUUCCACAUUCCUCCGCCAAUCUGCAAAUCACAAAUUCACGUACCUGGUAUGAUCUGAUCAAUUUUCUGUUGUUUUUUUUUGGUUCAAUUGUUGCAGUUGCAGAUCCGAUCCGGAUCCCUAACCACUCACCCACCGUUUUCGGCCGAAUCGGAACGGUAUGGCGGCCGCGCGUCGGCUCCGGGAGCUUCAAUCGCAGGCGGGGAACAAGAUCUGCGUCGAUUGUUCGCAGAAGAAUCCGCAGUGGGCAUCGGUUUCGUACGGCGUGUUCAUGUGCCUCGAGUGCUCCGGCAAGCACCGCGGCCUAGGGGUUCACAUCUCCUUCGUCCGAUCCGUUACCAUGGAUUCGUGGUCCGAGAUCCAGCUGAAGAAAAUGGAGCUAGGAGGGAACGAGAAGUUGAAUAGCUUCCUUUCGAAGUACGGAAUCCCUAAGGAAACCGACAUAGUUGCGAAAUACAACACGAAUGCCGCCUCCGUCUACCGCGAUCGCAUUCAGGCGCUCGCCGAAGGCAAAUCAUGGCGUGAUCCUCCUGUCGUAAAGGAAAAUUUGAAUUCCGGUAACAAUACUGUAAAGAGUAGCAGCAAACCUCCGUUGAGCGGCGGCGGCAGCGGCGGUAGAAAUGGCAAUUCUGGGGGUAAUUCAGGCUGGGAUGAUUGGGAUAACUACGAUGAUGGAGGAGGUUAUAAUGGAAGCAACAAUAUUAGGAGAAACAACACGGUUGGGGAUUUUCGCGGUUCUGGUAACGGCGGCAGCCCUCCGCCGCGAUCAAAAUCGACACAGGACAUCUAUUCUCGUGCUGAAUUGGAGGCGUCGGCUGCUAAUAAGGAAAGCUUCUUUGCAAAGAAAAUGGCGGAGAAUGAUUCGCGACCUGAGGGCCUUCCUCCUUCCCAAGGCGGGAAAUACGUUGGAUUCGGAUCGAGUCCCGCGCCUGCACCAAGAAAUACUGCUGAUGGCGACGUUUUCUCGGUUGUAUCUCAGGGAUUUGGCAGGUUGUCGAUGGUGGCUGCAUCUGCAGCUCAGUCGGCUGCAAAUGUUGUUCAAGCUGGGACCAAGGAAUUCACUUCUAAGGUAAAAGAGGGCGGCUACGAUCACAAAGUGAACGAAACCGUAAACGUGGUAACAGCAAAGACAUCCGAGAUCGGACAAAGGACAUGGGGAAUUAUGAGAGGCGUAAUGGCUUUAGCCUCGCAGAAAGUCGAAGAGUACACCAAAGAAGGCUCUGGAAACUCCGGCUCAGGCUCGACUUGGCCGCAGAAAGAAGUCAAUAAUAAUAACGCCAACACCAACGGCUACUAUCCCGACUCCGGGCACGGAUGGAACUCUUCCACCCGUCAACAGUCGACCUCUUGGGACGACUGGGACAACACGACCCCUAAACAACACGAGCCUUCUAAGGGCACGUCGUCGUGGGACGACUGGGACACUAAAGAAACCCGGAGAGAGCCCUCGAAAGGUAGCGGAGACGGCUGGGCCGGCUGGGAUGACCCGAAAGCCGAUGACGACGACGACUUCCGCCGAAGUCCGGCGGAGCACAAGAACAACACGAAGGUGGAUAACAAAUGGACUGAUGGAGGCUUUCGUUGAGGUAAAACUUGUCUUAAUGCUUUUUCUCCAGAAAUUUUUACAGAAAGAAAUUUUAUCUGAUUGAUGAUGGUGUUUGUGCUGUGAAAUUAGAGUUUGAUGUAAAACAUGCAAAAAUUGUUUUUCUCUGUUUUUUUUUUUUUUUUUUUUUUUUUUUUUUUUAUAUAUUUGUUUUGAAUAUUGAAUUUUGA